AUUAACGCACAAUUACAUGGAAGGCCAGCUUUGUAAUUUCGCAUACUCUCUGUUCUUCUUCUUCUUCUUCGUCUUCUUGUUCUUCUUCUUCUUCUCGUUCUACAUAACUGAACUCCGCUGAAAACCACUCUUCCCUUAGAAAUUCCCAAAACCCAUUGCGGACAAAAGCACCAUUGCAGACAAAAACCCCGCAUAUCCACUGCAGUCCAAAAAAUAUGAAAAAGCAACAAACUUUCCAUCUCAACAACAAGGACAUGGCAAACCCAUUUGACAUCUUCACCAACGAGAUGAUAUUCACCAUCCUCGAUUAUCUCAACGACGACCCUUUUUCCAAAAGGUCGUUCUCUCUGGUAUGCAGGUCCUUCUACUUCAUCGAGUCCCGCCACCGCACGUCCCUCAAACCUCUCCGCUCAGAUCUCAUUCCCAGGACUUUCCAUCGCUAUCCUUCCAUCGCCAACCUCGACCUCUCUCUCUGUCCUCUCGUCGAUGACAACGCCCUCACCUCGAUUUCUUCCACGUGGAAAUCCACGCUGCGCUCCGUCAAUCUCUCGCGUUCUAAAUCUUUCACCAGCAUUGGUCUGUCGGCUUUGGCGUCGAAUUGUUUGGGUUUGGUCGAUAUCGAUUUGUCCAACGGUACGGAGCUGACAGACUCGGCGGCCAAAGUCAUCGCCGAGGCUAAGAAUCUUGAGAGGUUGUGGUUGGCGAGCUGUAAAUCGAUCACGGAUAUUGGGAUUGGGUGUAUAGCUGUUUCGUGCAAAAAGCUCAGGACCAUUUGCCUUAGGUGGUGUCUGCGAGUCACUGAUUUGGGAGUUGAAUUGAUUGCUAUGAAAUGCAAAGAGAUCCGGAGUUUGGAUCUCUCUUACCUACCGAUCACAGAGAAAUGUCUUCUGCGUAUACUGCAAUUGCCACAUCUUGAGGAUUUGGUUCUUGAAGGAUGCCUUGGAAUUGAUGACGAUGGCCUUGCGACCCUCAAGCAUGCCUCCAAGUCAAUUAAGAUGCUUAAUAUGUCAAGAUGUCAAAAUGUCAGUCAUGUGGGUUUGUCUUCUCUGACAAGUGGUGCUGAAUCUCUACAGCAGCUUAUUUUAGCAUAUGGUCCUGCAGUAACCGCUGAUCUAGCAAAGUGUCUACAUAACUUUGCUGGGUUACAGUCGAUUAAACUAGAUGGUUGUUCGGUUACUUGUUCUGGGAUGAGAGCCAUUGGAAACUGGAAUUCUUCCCUCAUAGAGCUUAGCUUAUGUAAGUGCACAGGAGUUACAGAUGAGUGUCUCUCUUUUCUUGUGCAAUCGCAUAAAGAACUGAGAAAGUUGGAUAUCACUUGCUGUCGGAAGAUAACAUGUGCUUCUAUAGACAGCAUAACAAGCUCAUGCACCUCCCUUACUUCUCUUAAGAUGGAGUCUUGUAGUAUGGUUUCAAAAGAUGCUUUUGUUUUGAUUGGACAGCGUUGCCAAUUGUUGGAGGAACUGGAUGUCACAGACAAUGAAAUAGACGAUGAAGGUUUGAAGGCCAUCUCAAGAUGUUCCAGGCUUUGUAGUCUAAAGCUGGGAAUUUGCAUAAACACAACUGAUGAUGGACUUACUCAUGUUGGGAGUGGCUGUUCAAAGCUCAAAGAGCUUGAUUUAUACAGGUCUCCAGGAAUAUCUGAUACGGGCAUUGCAGCAAUUGCUCAGGGCUGUCCUGCUCUGGAGAUUAUUAACAUUGCUUAUAACAACAAUAUAACAGAUUUAUCAUUGACAUCCUUGUCCAAUUGUUCGCGUCUAAAGGUGCUUGAAAUUCGAGGAUGCCCAUGUGUCUCGUCGGUGGGUCUAUCAACAAUUGCUAAGGAAUGUAAGGUGAUAGAGGUAGUGGACAUAAAAAAGUGCUAUAAUAUCAAUGACAAUGCAAUGCUUCCACUUGCUCAAUUUUCCCAAAACCUCAAACAGAUAAAUUUGUCAUAUUGUUCGGUCACAGACGUUGGGCUCUUAUGUCUCUCCAGCAUCAACCGUCUACGAAACAUGACCAUCCUGCACUUAGCUGGAUUGACCCCAAAUGGACUUGCUGCUGCCCUGUUAGCAUGCGGAGGCUUAACAAAAGUGAAACUCCACACCUCCUUCAAACCAUUACUUCCUCAACAUAUUUUCAGAUACAUGAAGGCUCGUGGUUGUGUGUUCCACUGGAGGAACAAAGCAUUUCAGGUCGAAAUAGAUCCAAAGGGAUGGCAGCUGCAGUCUGGAAGGUGUUCUGAAGCUGCUGAGUAGAGUAGAGUAGAGUAUCGGGUGGUUCAUGAAUUUGUUAUUCAAACAGUGAGCAAAUAUAGACUGUUCACUACAUUUCCAAAGGGUGGGAGCUAAAUCUUGGAAGGAAUCCUACUCAAGUUCCAUGGUCCAAGGGGGAAAAAAUUUCAACUUAUGGAUGUUUAUGGACACAAAGCAGUGCAACUUAGAGAGGGCAGAUUGAUUUAAUACCAGAGAAAGCGUCAAAAGCAAGAAAAAAAGAUUCUCAAAUCUUGAAAUGGACUAAAAUUUCUUUACAUUGUCUAGUCAAAUGUUAACACAUAACAACUCUGAAAGCAAUGGAAAUUGACCGUGAUUUUUAAAAUUUUGGUUACCCAGUUAACAAGAUCUUCGCUAUCAUAUCCCUUAAAGAAAGGAUGACCACUUAGUCAUUCUCAAGGGAUUAUGAUAAUGAUAACUAUGAUCUGCUGGCUCAACUUAAUGAUUGGUUUAGUAUAAUGUAAAACUCAUGCUUAAUCUAUUGCCUGUGCUAGAGUUGAAACAACAGAAAACAAUUUCUCACUAGUUUAUUAUUAUUCUUCUGUAGAAAGCAAAAGGCUUUGAAAUAUGGGUUUCUCAUGUAUCUGUAUGUAUAUACAUUGAAGUCUAUGGUUUUUGUUGCUUUUUUCUA
Molecule: messenger RNA, 2880 nt
Organism: Ziziphus jujuba (common jujube)
Lineage: Eukaryota; Viridiplantae; Streptophyta; Magnoliopsida; Rosales; Rhamnaceae
Product: F-box/LRR-repeat protein 3
Exons: 8
Coding region: 216-2234 (672 amino acids)
Biological process (GO): SCF-dependent proteasomal ubiquitin-dependent protein catabolic process
Cellular component (GO): SCF ubiquitin ligase complex
Molecular function (GO): protein binding
Source: RefSeq, a predicted model, not a curated record